This is a messenger RNA of Daphnia pulex (common water flea), 2378 nucleotides long. RefSeq names its product facilitated trehalose transporter Tret1-like. Lineage: Eukaryota; Metazoa; Arthropoda; Branchiopoda; Diplostraca; Daphniidae. The record is from RefSeq and is a predicted model, not a curated record. Gene Ontology annotation, biological process: transmembrane transport. Gene Ontology annotation, cellular component: membrane. Gene Ontology annotation, molecular function: transmembrane transporter activity. Bases 167 to 2029 code for a protein of 620 amino acids. The transcript has 5 exons.
GCGUCCGCCGGAGUCCGGAUCAGUUCUGUCGCUGAAUCGGACCCGACCGCUCCACAACAAGAUGGUGGGCCUAGGAAACGUUUAAAGUUCUACCAACGGGGGAAAAAGAGUGCUUGUGUCUGUGUUUGUGUCAUCUAAAUUUUUGAUAGAAAAGGGAACUGUGCGAAUGAAGAGCCCUAGACAGAACGCAUACGUUCCGGGCGUCCGGAAUAAUUAUCACGGACGGCACACCUUGGAGCGCAUAUAUCGGCGGAUUGCUGCAUCCAACGUCGUUGGGACUUUGACAUCACGGGUGGCCAAGAAAAGUCAUGGGAGUCGAAGGAGUAGCCAAGCAGGGAGUAGAGGUGCUCGGUCAGCAGCCAGUUCGAUCCAUCAGGACCAUCCGCAAGGUGGAGUUUUACAGAAACGAAGCCAUCAUCUGUCACAACAGCGACUGGAAAGGGCGAGGUCUCGGAGAAAAGCCAGAGAACGACAGCUUCAAAAAGUAGUGGAAAAUGUUUGGGAGAACGACGAGUUAUCCUCUGGAUCGGAAGAAGUGUUGAGGAACUCAAACGACUCACUGAACACUCCAUCAGUGAGCGAAGAGAUAAGUACCGAUGACUCUCUUGGGCAUUUAAACAUGAGCGGACACGGGAAAUCCAGAAAAUCCAGCCACAAGGAGGCACCUCAACAUGGUUGUCUGCCAACUGGUUACAUGCCACAACUCAUGUGUACGGCAAUACUCUCAUUGGGUAAUUUGAAUAUCGGCUUCAUUUUGGCAUAUCACAGCCUGGCGCCUGCCAACCAUCUGCCGCCCAACAGUCCCAAUUGGGCUGCACCUUGGAUCUUGAAUCUCUUCAAUUUGGGGGGAUUGUUAGGCGCCUUACUUUCUUCACUAGCCUUAAAUAAAGGCAGGAAAAGGCCGUUGAUGGUUACCGUCUUGAUUCUGAUAGUCUCGUGGCUGCUGGUUAUUUUAUCUCAGAACUCUUCAAUGAUCUUCGGCGCCCGUCUUAUCGGAGGGAUCGCUGCGGGAAUCAUAACGGUGGUCAAUCAAAUUUAUAUAGCCGAAUUGGCCUCUCCUCGACACCGUGGAAGUCUGGGCGUCUUGCCCACCUGUUUCGGACUUGUUGGUACACUCAUCUGCUUCGGCUUGUCUUACGCCGUUUCUUGGCGAGACAUUUCCAUCACCGGAGUCGCACUUACCGGCCCUUACCUCCUUCUGUUGCUCUUCUACCUGCCCGACUCGCCGCGCUACCUGCUGAGGCAAGGGAAAAUCCCUUCAGCGGCUGCCGGCCUUAAACGUCUCGGUGUAAAGGACCAACUGUCCGACAUGCGCGAUGGUUACGAUCUACUCAAAUUGAGCGGACAUGACGGCGGUUUGUUGAAAAAACCCUUUAUGUUACCCGUCACCAUUGCCGGUGGUCUGAUGUUCUUCAGCCAAUUUUCGGGAGUCGAUAGCGUCUUGACUUAUGCGGCCGAACGGUUCCGCGACCAGUCCAACUUCCCCAUGGUGGUCCUCUACGGCGUUCAAUUGAUCACGGGGCUCAUCUGUUUUGGUACCGUGGACCGUAAAGGUCGCAAGUGGUUGCUGCUGGUUUCGGCGGCCACUUCGGCCCUAUCUAUGCUUUCGCUCGGCUUGUACGUCCUGUGCGAGGAUAUCGGCGUACUGGGCCAAACAGACUUGCGCUGGAUACCCGUCAGUUGCGUGAUUGUCUAUUGCGGAGCAUUCGCACUCGGACUCGGGCCGAUUCCGUGGCUCAUUCUUGGCGAAUUGUUACCAAUCAGAAGCCAAGGAACCGCAGCGGCCAUUACGGCUGGCCUCUUUUGGGGCCCUUCGUUAGUGGUUACGAUGAGUUUCGGCGACAUGCAGAACGCCAUGUACUUGUCGGGAACUUUCUGGUUUUACACGAUUUUCUGUCUGUUUGGCUACCUGUUUGUUCUCCUGGUGGUGCCCGAUAUCCGGCCGGAGGCGACGCUGGAACAAAUCCAAAUUUUCUUCAUGACAAGCGACAAAAGAGAACACGAUCAGUGGAGUUUUGCCGUCGCCUGAAGCGUUCGCGACAUGCACCGAAAUUGCUUAAUACCCACCUUCAAUCGUAGCUGUUAUCUACCAAGGACGGCGGUUAAUAUUAAAGAAAAGCAACUGCGAUCAACCCCGGAAGACACAGCCAGCAAUUGAUAUGCAACCGGUAUACCUAAUACUGUAUGCGCAAACAUAAAAGGAAUUAUCACCACAAUACGUCUCCGUACCUCACAUAAUCCCUCCUACAAUAAUCACAUCGUUGUAAUAUCGUAACGAAUAAAUAUUAUACUGUGCCAGAUGGUGAGCUGUACAUGACACAGACGCUGUAAUAUAAUAAAAAAAAGAUGCUUAUUAAAAAAUAUAUUGUUUAAAAAUA